This is a messenger RNA of Stegastes partitus (bicolor damselfish), 1612 nucleotides long. It is a transcript of the gene twf2, whose product is annotated as twinfilin actin binding protein 2. Gene Ontology annotation, biological process: regulation of lamellipodium assembly; barbed-end actin filament capping; actin filament depolymerization. The transcript is spliced from 9 exons. Lineage: Eukaryota; Metazoa; Chordata; Actinopteri; Pomacentridae. The record is from RefSeq and is a predicted model, not a curated record. Gene Ontology annotation, molecular function: actin filament binding; actin monomer binding. The coding region runs from base 84 to 1142 and encodes 352 amino acids. Gene Ontology annotation, cellular component: actin filament; cytoplasm; myofibril.
GUUCCCGUCCGCUGCUUCUCCUCCGUCCGUCGACCGCCCCCUGCUACAGCCCCUUGGCGGGAGGAAGACGCCGCUGACCCGCCAUGUUCCUCGCACUAGUGGUGACGCCAGAGCUGAGGCAGUUCCUGGCCAGGGCAAGAGGUGGAGCAGUGCGCCUCAUCAAGGUGCGCAUCCAAGACGAGCAGCUGGUGCUGGGGGCCUACAGAGAGCCGGAGCAGAGCUGGGACCAGGACUACGACCACUUCCUGCUUCCUCUCCUGGACGACCAGGAGCCCUGCUACAUCCUGUACCGCCUCGACUCCCAGAAUGCACAGGGCUACGAGUGGAUCUUCAUCUCGUGGUCUCCGGACCAGUCUCCGGUUAAGCAGAAGAUGCUGUACGCUGCCACCCGGGCCACAGUGAAGAAAGAGUUUGGUGGAGGCCACGUGAAGUACGAGAUGUUUGGCACGGCUGAGGAGGACAUCUGCUUGCUGGGCUACCAGCGCCAUGUGUCGUCCUGCUCAGGUCCUGCCCCGCUCACACUCGCUGAGCAAGAGCUGCAAAGGAUCAAGAUCUCUGAGGGCCGCGUUAAACAGGUGAAGGCAGAGAUCAGUGUUGACACGAAGCACCAGACGCUCCAGGGCCUGGCCUUCCCUCUGCAGGAGACGGCCAGGAGAGCUCUACAGCAGCUGGCCCAAAAACGCAUCAACUACAUACAGCUGAGGCUGGAUGUGGAGAAGGAAACGAUCGAGCUGGUUCACGCUAAUCCAACAGAAACCCGAGAUUUGCCCCGCAGAGUUCCCAAAGACACUCCCAGAUACCACUUCUUCCUCUACAAACACUCCCACGAAGGAGACUACCUGGAAUCUGUCGUGUUCAUAUACUCCAUGCCCGGGUACAGCUGCAGCAUUAAGGAGCGAAUGCUGUAUUCCAGCUGCAAGAGUCGACUACUGGAGGAAGUGGAGAAAGAUUACCAUUUGGAAAUCGCUAAAAAGUUGGAGAUCGACGACGGAGACGAGCUGACAGAAGACUUUCUGUACGACGAGGUCCAUCCCAAGCAACACGCCCACAAACAGGCCUUUGCGAAGCCCCGGGGCCCUGCAGGAAAACGGGGGCACAAGCGCCUGAUUAAGGGGACGGGAGAGGCUGUACAGGACAGCUAGAGGUGGACAGUUGUGUCUGCAGCUUCUGGCCUUCCUCCCCAUUUCUCCGACGCCACGACCGCCUCGUUAGGCCCGGAGGAACCAGCACAGCGAGGGCUUUCCUCUGCUGUUUGUGACACUUGUGAUAUUUAACAAAUGUGUUGAUAAAUUCUCUUCAGUCUGUCUCUCUUGGUGAGGUUUGGGCAACGUUUUUGUUGGGCAACAAAUCAGGCAAAUAAAUAUAAAGGAAUCAGGCCGAAGCACAGACAGACGGCCUCGUUAUUGUUCUAAAGAGAAUCUGUUCCUCCGCUGUGUAAAAUAAAUCUGCAGUUUACAAGAUAAUCGACCGGUACUGAACUGUAACGUCCCAGACAGCUGCUUCAGGCCUCACAUCCAGCCUGCAGCACAGGUUUUGUAUCAACAGUGUUUGUAAUAAAAAAGAAAAAAACAAUAUCAAAGGAAAUUCCAAAUAAAAUUGUGUUUCUACUGUG